Molecule: messenger RNA, 1975 nt
Organism: Drosophila ficusphila
Lineage: Eukaryota; Metazoa; Arthropoda; Insecta; Diptera; Drosophilidae
Gene: Bx42
Product: puff-specific protein Bx42
Exons: 3
Coding region: 180-1826 (548 amino acids)
Biological process (GO): mRNA splicing, via spliceosome
Cellular component (GO): spliceosomal complex
Source: RefSeq, a predicted model, not a curated record
UUUAACUGAUAGUCUGGCAGCCUUGCCGUCCGUACGCUUGUGUGCUUGUGUCCGUGUACGUGCGUGUUUUUUUUCCUACUUUUCCAUUAUAUUUUUUGCUUGCAAAUUGAGAAAACGAAACGCAAAAAGGUGGUUUCAUAUAGGAAUUAAGUCACCGAUAAAUCAACACACCAACCAAGAUGUCGCUUUCGAGCCUGCUGCCCACGCCGACGAACGCGGUUUGGGAUCGCGAGGACGAGCGUCGCCUGGCGGCCCGCGGAGCCCCAAAGAUCGGAGCCCUUGUCUCCGCAAAAAUCGCUGCUCCGCCGUACGGACAGCGCAAGGAUUGGAUUCCACGCACAGAGGCCGACUUUGGCGAUGGCGGCGCCUUCCCGGAGAUCCAUGUGGCGCAGUAUCCACUGGGUUUGGGAGCACCAGGAAAUGUGGGCAAGAAGUCGGAUGCUCUGGCCGUUCGCCUGGACGACAAGGGCAAGGUGAAAUACGAUGCCAUUGCGCGCCAGGGACAUAGCAAAGAUAAGGUUGUGUACUCGUCCAUUUCGCAACUGCUGCCGGCCGAGGUAUUGGCCGAAGACGCCGAGGAACUGCAGCGUCCCGACGAGGAAACGGUGCUGGAGACGACCGAGGAGACGCGCCUGGCACUAGAAAAGCUGACCAACCAGAAGAUUACCUCGGCGCUGCCCGUGCGCCACGCCCAGAAGGCGGGACCCGCCCAGUACAUCCGGUACACGCCAUCGCAGCAAGGCGAUGCCUUCAAUUCGGGCGCCAAGCAGCGAGUCAUACGAAUGGUGGAGGCGCAACUGGAUCCAAUGGAGCCACCCAAGUUCCGCAUCAACAAGAAGAUUCCACGGGGGCCUCCGUCGCCGCCGGCGCCUGUCCUCCACUCGCCGUCCCGGAAAGUGACAGUCAAGGAGCAGAAGGAGUGGAAGAUCCCGCCCUGCAUAUCCAACUGGAAGAACGCCAAAGGUUACACCAUUCCCCUGGACAAGCGCCUGGCCGCCGACGGUCGUGGUCUGCAGCAGGUGCACAUCAACGAGAAGUUCGCCAAGAUGGCCGAGGCACUGUACAUAGCCGAUCGCAAGGCGCGCGAAGCGGUGGAGGCCCGCGCCCAGCUGGAGAAGCGGCUGGCCCAGAAGGAGAAGGAGAUGAAGGAGGACAUGCUGCGCAUGAUGGCGCAGCGGGCGCGUGAAGAACGAGCUGGUCUGCGCAAUCCCGAGGCGGCCGAGCCAUCGGGUCCAUCCGGAGCCGGCGGAGCGGGCGCACGUGAGCGCAACGACUUGCGAGCGGAGCGGCAACGGGAGCGUCAACGGGACAGGAAUCUGCAGCGAGCUGCUCCCGAAAAGCGAUCGAAACUCCAGCGAGAGCGGGAGCGCGACAUUUCCGAGCAGAUCGCACUCGGUUUGCCAGCCAAGAGUGCCGGCAAUGGCGAGACGCUCUUCGAUCAGCGCCUCUUCAACACGACAAAGGGCAUGGACUCGGGCUACGGCGACGACGAGGCGUACAACGUGUACGAUAAGCCCUGGCGCGACUCCAACACACUGGGCGCCCACAUCUACCGACCCAGCAAACAGGCGGACAGCGAUAACUACGGCGGCGAUCUGGAUGCCAUUGUAAAUACCAAGCGCUUCGUGCCCGACAAGCAAUUCUCGGGCGCUUCCCGGGAUGCGGCCGCCGGACAGAGGAGCGGCCCCGUCGAGUUCGAGAAGGAGGAGGAUCCCUUCGGUCUGGAUCAGUUCUUGAACAUGGCCAAGAAGGCGCCCAAGCGAGCCGAGGAGAAGAACAACGAGCGCAGCAGCCAUUCGGAUCGCAAGCGCAGCAGGCGCGAUUAGAUAAAAGCUUUAGCGUGAGGGGAUCACCAAUCAUCGUAAUCAUCCACAUACACUAUCAUCAUCAUCCACCAACCAACCAAACAAACUUUUUUUAACUACUCCAAAAACUUGGCGAGAAAUUCAAUAAUAAUCACAGGAUCUUGACAAAA